CUCGUUCUUUGAAUCUAAAAGAGUUGUAGAUCUAAAACGUAAGGACCCCAAUCGCUUGGCCGCCAGUUUCCUGGAUACUAUCGUCGCAAUCGCACAUUCUCCCUUACGAGUAUACUUUGGUUAAUCUAGAGCCAUAAUGGGAUUUGCAGCCGGCUCGGGGUGCGUUGCUCAUUAGCGACUUUCGCACGAUAACGCAAUCAGUGGGCGAGAAGCCGUGCGAGGCGACUGAUGCGACUGGGGCGAGGACACAGCGAGCGCGCGGCACGGCCAGCGAUAUACUUAGACGCGGUGUAACCGAGCGCGUGGCGAGCGCGCAGCUUCUCGGAAAGCGUUUUCCUCGUCAGAGCGCGGCGCGGUGACGAAUCUCGACGUCAUCUGUGACGCGGCGCUCGCGAUAAAAAGCAGGUGGGGGCGCCGACGCCGGCCCUAGUGAAGCCGCAGCCGCGAGAGCCGCACUGCGCCCCGGCGCCGCAUUUGCAGCACUCGCAGCACCCGGCGCAACACUGGCACCCAGCCAUGCCUUUAUGGAGCCCGCGCCCUGCGCCUCUUCCUCCUCCGACGAGUCCGGCUCCGACUCGGGGGAUGACACCGUGCCCGCCGACCCGAGCACGUGGCAGAGACGCGACGUGGUGCGCUGCGUGCGCUGGGCGGCGCGCACGUUCAAGGUGCGGGCGCCGCGCCGUCGUCUGCUGCCGCGCACAGGCCGGCAGCUGCUCGCACUCGACGACGCCGCCUGGCUGCAGGUGUGCGAGGGAUGCUCGGCAUCGGCACGCAUCUUCAGCGCGUAUGUUGCGCACGCGCACGCCAGCGCCACCGGCCGCCCGCCGCCCGCGCCGCUGCCCGAACACCAGGCAGCCGCCGCACCCUCCUCACACCAGCACGGGUGCUCGCGGGGCGGUGCGGGCGCGUCGGGCGGGGGGGGCGGUCAGGUGCAGCUGUGGCAGUUCCUGCUGGAAGAGCUGGCAGCCGGCGCGCCCGGUAUCUGCUGGGAGGGCGCUCCGGGUGAGGGCGAGUUCCGACUGGCCGACCCGGACGAGGUGGCGCGCCGCUGGGGCCGGCGCAAGCAGAAACCCAAUAUGAACUACGACAAGUUGUCCCGCGCCCUGCGCUACUAUUACGACAAGAACAUCAUGACCAAGGUCCAUGGCAAGAGGUAUGCGUACCGUUUCUGCUGGGCGGGACUGGCGGCGGCGUGCCAGGCGCAAGCGGGCGACACAUCGCCCUACUGGCGCUGCCCGCCCCCGCACCACCAUAAUGUGGGACGCCACGGGAUUAACUUACCACCGCGACGCCCCAUUGACCAGCCCGAGAAUAGGGCUCCUCAAUGCGCCCUUAAUGGGGCGCUGUGCCCGUAG
Molecule: messenger RNA, 1355 nt
Organism: Papilio xuthus (Asian swallowtail)
Lineage: Eukaryota; Metazoa; Arthropoda; Insecta; Lepidoptera; Papilionidae
Product: DNA-binding protein D-ETS-6
Exons: 7
Coding region: 525-1355 (276 amino acids)
Biological process (GO): cell differentiation; regulation of transcription by RNA polymerase II
Cellular component (GO): nucleus
Molecular function (GO): sequence-specific DNA binding; DNA-binding transcription factor activity, RNA polymerase II-specific
Source: RefSeq, a predicted model, not a curated record